UGCCGCCCGCGGAGCCGGAAGUGACGCAGGGGGGCGUGGCCGUGGCGGGGGCGGAGCUGGAGCUGCGCUGCCUCGUGCCCCGAGCGCCCCCGGCGGCGCUGCGCUGGUACCGGGACCGCAGGGAGCUCGGCGGCGUCCCCAGCCGGGAGCAGCGGGGGCUGGUGUUCGCGCAGCUCAACGUGCUGCGGCUGCGCGUGGAGCGCGGGGACAACGGCGCCACCGUCACCUGCGAGGUGACGCACCCCGCGCUGCCCCGGGGACAGCGGCGCCGGGCACAGCUCACGCUGGACGUGCAGUGUGCGUGCGGGGCGGGGGACGGGGCAGCGGGGGCAAUGGGGGGACUGGGGGUCAAUGGGAGGGACUGGGAGGUCAAUGGGGGUAAUCUGGGGGUCAAUGGGGGGACUGGGGGUCAAUGGGAGGUCAAUGGGAGGUCAAUGGGGGGACUGGGAUGGACCGGGGGUCACUGGGGUCACCGGGGUCACCGGGGUCACCGUGUCCCCAGACCCCCCAGCGUGCGCAUCCAGGUGUCCCCGCGGGUGCUGCGCGAGGGGGACACGCUGGUGCUGAGCUGCAGCGUCACCGGGAACCCCCCCCCCACGGACGUGUCGUGGUCGCGCUCCAACGGGUCACUUCCUGUUCCGGGGCGGGCGGAGCAGCGGGCGGGGCCCUGGGGGGCGGAGCUUCGCGUCCCCGACCUGGGCCCCGGGGACAACGGUGACACCUACAGCUGCUCGGCGGGAAACGCGCACGGCCGCGGCAGCGCCAGCGUGGCCCUCCGCGUGCACGCGGCGGGGGCGGUGCUGGCCACGCCCCAGGCCACGCCCUUCGCCAUCGUGGGCGGGGUCCUGGCGCUGCUGGUGUUCCUGCUGCUCUGCCUGCUGGGGGCGCUGCUCUGGUGCUCCGUGCGCCAGAAAGGGUCGUACCUGACGCACGAGGCGAGCGGAUUGGACGAGCCCGGGGAGGCGCGGGAGGCGUUCCUGGGGGGGGACGGCGGGAAACGGCGCGAGGAGUUCUUCAUCUAGGGACGGACGGACAGCGGGACGGGGGACGGGGGGACAGGGGGACAAUGGGGGA
This is a messenger RNA of Columba livia (rock pigeon), 1074 nucleotides long. RefSeq names its product cell adhesion molecule 4 (gene CADM4). Gene Ontology annotation, biological process: regulation of wound healing; regulation of Rac protein signal transduction; negative regulation of peptidyl-tyrosine phosphorylation. Lineage: Eukaryota; Metazoa; Chordata; Aves; Columbiformes; Columbidae. Gene Ontology annotation, cellular component: cell-cell contact zone. The record is from RefSeq and is a predicted model, not a curated record. Gene Ontology annotation, molecular function: vascular endothelial growth factor receptor 2 binding.